CACACACACACACACACUGUUGAGACUAGUGUAAUUAAUGAAAUUUUAUUGUCUCCAGACAGUCUUCACAUAAUGGUUUCCAACAGAAAGUCCUCUACUAUAUAUAAUAUGUGCCAUUCCGGACACACAUUCAGGUUUCUACUAGGUUAGCCCCGCCUGCAUGCUCACUACGCUCUAGCGUAUACAAUCAGUGCACUCUGACUGAGAGUGUCGAAUGACCACACGCUGUGUGUAUGGAAGAGCUCUGGCUAGACGAGUCGUCACUAGUCGAACUACGGCCGCAGCUUGUGAAGAAGCUAACUCCACUGUCUCGCUUUCUCUUCGACUUACAGACGGUCGCACCCGCCAACGACCUGAAAACCAUCCGCGAAGCGAAUCAGACGACUGGCGAGGAGACGGCGGUCGGCACACUCCUCAGUCUCUUACCUCAGUGGGGAGAUGAGGGAGCGAGGUGGCUAGUCGGCGUGCUGGAAACGCUGGGAAUGCACGAAGCUAUACGGAAACUAGAAAUCGAGCGUCGCAUUGAGGUGCGUAGGACUCUUUCGGAUAGUUAUUCGUCGUCGUCGUCGUCGAUGUCGAGGAACUCGUCGUUUUCGUCGGUGGUUGGAGGCCGUGACAGCCGGAAGCAGCAGAGAUCUGUUAGCGAUUCGAUGUCGAUGGCCAUGGAUGCGCGUCGGGAUGCGAGCGCGGUGCCUCAUAGCUGCAGCGAGCCGGCGAGUUUGUCACGUCCUGUGCUGAGGAGGCAAAGCUCGAAGUCGCUCGGAGUUCAUGCUGGGACGGGAACGGAAGCGAUUCCACACGAGUUGUUACUGCCUUUGAUCACUAUGCUCAACAGCCCUGCUGAUUCUGAUUGGCGUGAUUUGGCGAAGAGAUUUGGAAUACAAGAAAAGGAUAUUGAUAAAAUGGAUAAUGAGGGUGGCCGAGCUUCAGCCCUUAUGCAAAAGUUAAUAAAUUGUGGCAUAACAAUGCAGGAAGUGGCAGUACAGGCCAUGGACAUGAAACGUCACGAUGUUGUCAGUCUGCUGGAGAAUGCUGGUUAUCAAACGUCUGUUGUAGGAAAUGGUCACAGUCAAGUGAUUUCUCCAUCGGCAUUCCAGAAACAUUCCGCAAGUUUGAGUCGAACAGUCAUACCCGAGUUCUCAACCCUUUCCUCUCCAUCUCUCACUCGCUCACCCGGGAUGUUGCGGAGAAUAGGAACAUGCACUUCCGAGAAUACUCGGUCACCAACUUUCCGUUCUCUACUCACUAACACAAGACAUCAACAACGCGACGGCAUCGAUCCAUUAUGUGGCAAUCAACUGCAGUUAUCCAUACCAUCGUAUUUGUCAAGAAAGAGAACGCCUGAACAAUACCCGAUCUCAAGCAACAGCUCAAGAUCUUACAGUGACGGUUCGUGUGACCACAUACAAGCAGCAGAUGUCCAGAAGGUUGCUCUUGUUAUAGGCAAUAGUGAGUAUUUGGUGCCCAAUUUGGUACAACAGAAUUUUGUGUUCGAAGCUCGUGCACUGGCAGCACAACUGAAGGAGAUGAACUGGACAGUGACGUUAGUCGAGAAUGCAACCCUCAGUCAACUGCAACGUGCCCUUGUGGCAUUCAGUGACAAAUGUCAGCAAGAAUCACCCGUGUUUGCAUUGGUAUUCUACGGUGGACAUGUCAUCACUACAAAUGGCACCAGCUACUUGGUACACGUUGAUCUCUCAUUGCCCUUGUCCGUCGCAUACGUCUCACAUUGCUUGGUGCCUCUACGCAACCUAUUACAAUUGCUAUCAAACUGUGUAGUGGUUGUUGCAAUAAUCAGUUGCAUUCGUGAACAGACGUCGGUUGCUUGUUCUGGGAUGUCAUUUAGUGGUGGAGAUAUCACGAUCCCGAAGCUAUCAUCACAAACGUGUGUCAUCAUUGCGGCAAAUUCUCAACAGCCGGUCUCUGUUGCGACGUCGUUUGCUAUGCAGUUGACUUUGUGUGUGAAGAAAUCGUAUGAUGUGUCUCUGUGUUCUAUAGUGGAGCAUAUUGGUUGGAGUGGAGACACGACAGUUGCCAGUCGGUGUCACUGCUACUGUCGAUCUCUGAUGAAUUUGAAUUUUUACAGUAUUUCUCAGACUGUGGAGACUUGUGUGUUGAAGACGGAUAUGUUGAGACGGGUGUUGGUGUUUGGUCGGGAGUCUGAUGAAAGCGAUUUGCAUAGACUGAUGGAAGUUUUUGACAAAGAAGACUGGCGAGCUGAGUAUUGCACCAAUACUGCCAACCCUAUUACUACCUUACAGACAUUUCUAUUCAACACCGGCGUCACACAAACCGCACAGACAGCAGCAUUAGUCAUUCUCAUGGGUAACCUAUCCACGAUCGAUCAAGAACCGACUCUGUUUUUUCAUCCAUUGUCUCCUUCUCCUACCACUGGUUCCACACUCUCAGUUGAGCCUCCAUCAGAUGCACUGCCAUUGUCUAUGGUGGCCGACAUGAUGGCCGAGGCUAUAAUUGGGCCAAAACUUCUUGUAGUAAACAACUGUGACUUAUCCAUGGAUGUUGAUGAGAAAUAUUGCUCACGUAUGGUGAUGCCCCGUGUGAACAUGCUCGUCAGCAUCAGCAGAUAUCGAAUUCAACAGUAUGUUUCUCGUUUUAUUCCUUCUUGGAAAGACUCAAAGUUCGAGUCUCUACUCAAUGUGUUUCGAGAGAUUGCACCCAACACAACAAAGAGCUGCCUUUUUACUAUCUGAAUUUCAAGGCGGGUCACUUGUUGAGUAAAACACGUUUUUGUUUAUAUGAGAUAUACACUUGCUUGUUAGUGUAAAAGGUGUAGUUUGUGAGGACGCAAAGUCGUUAGGAUUUGUUGACUAGUUUUCUUACUUCUCUAUUGCUGCUCGUUUGCACAGUAAUUGUGUUUUUACUGCUUCAAGAAAUCUGGUUUUAUGGUACAGUGUGCAAAUAUGCUGACUGUAUAUAGUCUGUACUUGUAUACAAAAUUAUGAAAUACCAAUAGAUUGAUUUUGCUGCUACAGA
This is a messenger RNA of Corticium candelabrum, 2994 nucleotides long. RefSeq lists its product as uncharacterized. Gene Ontology annotation, molecular function: protein binding; cysteine-type endopeptidase activity. The record is from RefSeq and is a predicted model, not a curated record. The transcript has 11 exons. NCBI's taxonomy places the organism in Eukaryota, Metazoa, Porifera, Homoscleromorpha, Homosclerophorida, Plakinidae. Bases 234 to 2711 code for a protein of 825 amino acids. Gene Ontology annotation, biological process: signal transduction; proteolysis.